AUGGAGAAAAUUGAGCACACAACGGUAAGAACAAACGGCAUAAACAUGCACAUAGCGUCAAUCGGUACAGGCCCAGUUGUGCUCUUCCUCCAUGGAUUCCCGGAGCUCUGGUACUCAUGGCGCCACCAGCUCCUUUCUCUCUCAUCCUUGGGCUACCGUUGCAUAGCCCCCGACCUCCGAGGCUUCGGUGACACCGACGCACCACCUUCCCCUGCCUCCUACUCGGCCCUGCACAUAGUUGGUGACCUCAUUGGCCUCCUUGACCAUCUGGGUAUUGACCAAGUCUUCUUGGUCGGCCAUGACUGGGGCGCCAUCAUUGCCUGGUGGUUCUGCUUGUUCAGGCCUGACCGGGUCAAGGCCUUGGUCAACAUGAGUGUGGCCUUCAGUCCCAGGAACCCAAAUAGAAAGCCUGUCGAUGGUUUCAGGGCCUUGUUUGGUGAUGAUUACUAUAUUUGCAGGUUCCAGGAACCUGGGGAGAUCGAAAAAGAAUUUGCUGGUUUCGAUACUGCAUCAGUAAUGAAAAAGUUUCUUACUGGUCGUAGUCCAAAACCUCCACGCCUAACUAAAGAACUAGGAUUAAGAGCUUGGGAAACUCCAGAAACCUUGCCCCCUUGGCUGUUAGAAGAGGACGUUAAUUAUUUUGCCAGCAAAUUCAGCAAGACGGGGUUUGUUGGUGGAUUGAACUAUUAUCGAGCUUGGAACUUAACCUGGGAGCUUACAGGACCAUGGACAGGGCUACAGAUCAAAGUACCGGUCAAGUUUAUUGUGGGCGACCUGGACAUCACCUAUCAUAUCCCAGGCGUUAAGGAGUAUAUACAUAAUGGAGGCUUCAAAAGAGAUGUUCCAUUUUUGCAAGAGGUUGUUGUGAUUGAAGAUGGAGGUCACUUUAUUAACCAAGAAAAGCCCGACGAAAUCAGUCAGCACGUAUAUGACUUCAUCCAGAAGUUCUGA
Prunus armeniaca (apricot) is the source of this 951-nucleotide messenger RNA. The record is from the annotation of a GenBank genome assembly. Lineage: Eukaryota; Viridiplantae; Streptophyta; Magnoliopsida; Rosales; Rosaceae.